Closterium sp. Naga37s-1 is the source of this 297-nucleotide messenger RNA. Lineage: Eukaryota; Viridiplantae; Streptophyta; Zygnematophyceae; Desmidiales; Closteriaceae. The record is from the annotation of a GenBank genome assembly.
AUGGCGGCGACGGCGACGGAGGACGUGACAGUGAAGGAGCCGCUGGAUUUGAUUAGAUUGAGUCUCGACGAGCGAAUCUACGUGAAGCUGCGAGGCGAGCGAGAGAUCCGCGGCCGACUACACGCGUACGACCAGCAUCUGAACAUGAUUCUGGGCGAGGCGGAGGAGGUGGUGACGACUGUGGAGAUUGACGACGAGACGUACGAGGAGAUUGUCAAGACAUCAAGGCGCAACAUCCCGUUCAUCUUUGUGAGAGGCGACGGGGUAAUUCUGGUCUCGCCUCCACUGCGCACGUAG